This is a messenger RNA of Phycodurus eques (leafy seadragon), 5575 nucleotides long. It is a transcript of the gene slc40a1, whose product is annotated as solute carrier family 40 member 1. The record is from RefSeq and is a predicted model, not a curated record. The transcript is spliced from 8 exons. Gene Ontology annotation, biological process: iron ion transmembrane transport. Gene Ontology annotation, molecular function: peptide hormone binding; iron ion transmembrane transporter activity. The coding region runs from base 321 to 2015 and encodes 564 amino acids. Gene Ontology annotation, cellular component: basolateral plasma membrane. NCBI's taxonomy places the organism in Eukaryota, Metazoa, Chordata, Actinopteri, Syngnathiformes, Syngnathidae.
CACAGCAGCAGAGGAGAGGCAGGAGCUCAGACAGCACAGUGACGUUUGGGAGACGACCAAAAAAAAAAAAAAACAAGCUGCAUUCAGCUGAUUUCGACGUUCACUUAUCGAGGUAUUUCUUUCCGACUUCAGCUACAGUGAUAGCUAAGUUUGGAGAGGAGGAAAACAGCAGAGUGUGAGCCGUCACGUGCAUUUUUAUUUUAUUUUAAUUUUUUUCUCUGUUUGGAGGGGGGGGGGUCUUAUUGUUGCCAAGCCCCUUAACGUCAGGAAAAAAAAAAAAAAAAGGUUAUUGCGUUGACGUGCAAAACAUCUUUUUCAACAUGGAAAACCCACGAGCCAAGAAGACAUGCUGUGAAUCCAUUCAAGAUUUCUUCACCUCAGCAAAACUCCUUAUCUAUUUGGGUCAUGCACUGUCAACGUGGGGCGACCGGAUGUGGAACUUCGCCGUGGCCGUGUUCUUGGUGGAACUGUACGGUAACAGCCUGCUGCUCACGGCCGUGUACGGUCUGGUGGUGGCCGGGUCCGUGCUGCUGCUGGGGGCCAUCAUUGGCGACUGGGUGGACAGGAACCCCAGACUCAAAGUGGCCCAGAUGUCUCUGAUCGUCCAGAACAGUUGCGUCAUCGUGUGCGGCAUUCUCCUCAUGGUGGUUUUCAGUUUCAAACAACAGCUAGUGGAGGUGUACGACGGAUGGCUGCUGACCACCUGCUACAUUCUGGUAAUCAGCAUUGCCAACAUCGCCAACCUUGCCAGUACGGCAAUGUCCAUCACCAUCCAGAGGGACUGGGUGGUGGUUGUGGCAGGUCAGGACAGCAGCAAGUUAGCAGAUAUGAACGCCACCGUGCGGAUUAUCGAUCAGCUGACCAACAUCCUGGCCCCCAUGCUGGUGGGCCAAAUCAUGACCUUCGGCUCGCACUUCAUCGGCUGUGGCUUCAUCUCGGGCUGGAACCUGUUCUCAAUGUGUCUGGAGUACGUGGUGCUGUGGAAGGUCUACCAGAAGACGCCGGCGCUGGCUGUCAAAGCCGGGCAGAAGGAGCAGCACGAACAGGAGCUCAAACAGCUCAGCCCUGUGAAAGAAUCCGAGACAGGCCAAAGUCCAGAGGAGUCUUCUCAACCCCUAAUGAAUGCAGUCUCACCGGUGGUAAUGUCCGAGGCCCCCAAAAAGCGAGGCUGCUGCAACCAGAUAACCGAACCCCUGCGCACCCUGAAGGCUGGCUGGGAGGCGUACUAUAAUCAGAGCAUCUUCUUCGCCGGCAUGUCCCUGGCCUUCCUCUACAUGACCGUGCUGGGAUUCGACUGCAUCACCACGGGAUACGCCUACACGCAGGGCCUCAACGGCUCAGUCGUUAGCCUCCUGAUGGGUGCCUCGGCCGUGUCUGGCAUCUGCGGCACAGUCGCCUUCACGUGGGUCCGAAAGAAGUGCGGCCUAGUCCGGACUGGCUUCAUUUCGGGCGUGGCGCAGCUCUCUAGCCUCAUGCUGUGCGUCUUCUCUGUCUUCGCUCCCGGGAGCCCCUUAGAUCUCAGCGUUUCGCCCUUCCAGGAUCUUUACGCCCACACGCUGCCCGAGGCUGAGAACCUUGUGAGUGUCCUUACCGGUUGGAACAUUACCGCCACCAGCGCGCCGACUGAGGAACUACCAAGCCUCAAGUCCUACGUGUCCGUUAGUUUGCUGUUUGCUGGCGUCAUUGCUGCGAGAGUCGGCCUGUGGUCCUUUGACCUGACGGUGACUCAACUCAUCCAGGAGAAUGUGAUCGAAUCAGAGCGAGGUGUGAUCAACGGCGUCCAGAACUCCAUGAACUACCUCUUGGACCUGCUGCACUUCAUCAUGGUGAUCCUGGCGCCCCACCCGGAGGCCUUCGGCUUGCUGGUCAUCAUCUCGGUGUCGUUCGUGAUGGCGGGCCACAUCAUGUACUUCUACUUUGCCUUCAAUCGUCUCGGCCACCGUCUGUUUCUCUGCUGCUCGCCAGAGCAGAAGGUAGAGACAGACAACAGCCCUUCGCCUACCAAUGCUGUCUAACUGCCUUUCACACAGACAUAUUGGUAUAGCCAUCUAGCUUGGUAUAUACACACAUAGCAAAUAUGUAUCUCCUACAGCAGCGUUACUAACGUCUUCACAUGUAGCCAGUCGAGUGCGAAAGCUUGCCAUUGAAGCUUUAGCGAUGAGUCAAGAGCUGAGAGUAGAAAACUAAUCUAAAUUGUAGAUUAGGCAGAGGUUUUUCUGAAUCCUCCUGUUGCGGUUGUCUCUUUGGUACACUAAAAAAGUUCAUGGGUCAUCAAUCUGACUCGCCACUUUUAUCCACAAAAAAUGUUCACGGGUCAGUAUGACCCGCCCCAAAAAUAUGGGUUAAUUUGACCUGCUUUUUUUUUUUUUUACUACAAGCCAGUUUUUGAUUGUCCUCCAAACAGAGGAGAAGCAGGCUGCUGAUAUUGAGCUCUCCUGUUAUAUUGCGGCUCAAACUGACCCCUAAAAAGAAAGCACAAAAAAAAUGCGGUUAUUUAUUAUAUUUUUUUUUUUGUACUUUCAAUUUCUGAAUUAUUUUUGAAUUAGCUUUUCUUAUGAUUGAACCUGAAGCAGGAUGUAUUGACCCAUGAAACAACCCUAACAGAAGGUUAGAAGUUCCAAACAGACCUUUUUUGGUACUGUAUAGCACUAUCUUGGUAUGUCCAUCUAUCUUGGUAUAACUCUCUCUCCUGCAAGGCUGCUAUUGAAGUACUAACAUCUUCACACAUAACCAGUUGAGUGUGAAAGUUUGGGAUUAAAGCAAUAGCAAUGAGUAGAGGUGAGAAUUGAGUACUAAUCCAAAGUUGCACUUGAGAUGAGGAAGAGGUUUCCCUAACCCUCCUGUUAUGGUUGUCUCUUUGGUCCAACAAAAAUGGGUCAAUGUGACUUCCUGCAUGUUCGGGCACAAAAAUGUGACUGGAAAAUCACAGAUUUUUUUUGUUGGAGGUCAAUUUGAGUUGCAAAAUAACAGGAGUGUUGACUUUUUUUUUUUUUUUUUUUUUAGGAGACAGCAGCCGUAUGUUUUUUUGGGCGAAUGACAUUAAGAGAUGAUUGUUCUCCAAACAGCGGAGAUCUUUAACCCUCCUGUUAAAAUCCAUUUAAAAAAAAAGGUUAAGAUUUGGACAUAACUUAUUUGCUGGAGUUAUUUUUAUUUUAUUUUAUUUUUUAAAUCAAAUCUUUUUUGUUAAUGUACAGGAAAAUUCAUAUAAAACUUUUAGCCUUGUUUUCCUAUAUAUACAUCUUUUAAUGACCUUUUUUAUUAUUGUUAUUUAUGUCCAGAAAAAAAAUCUGAUUACAUUAUUCUAGCCUUGUUUUCCCCUUUUAUUUUAUGUAAUUUUAAUGGACAGUAAAAUUCAAAUUAAACUUCUGCUGGUCUUAAUUUCUUUUAUAAUUAUUUUUUUUAAAUAGAUUUUUAUGAUAAAAAACCAAAAUAUUCUGAUUAAAACAUAUCCUGCUGGCCUUAUUAUUUUUAAAUUAUUCAAAGUAUACAGUGUAUACGUGGGUCGCAUUGACCCACGAACCAAACCUAACAGGAGGGUUAAGAUGUUCAACAUUGCAGUGACGUCAUUGGUGUUUCAAGUGUCUCUUAGUCAUCGUCCCGCGUUAGCUCACACAGGUUGGGAUUAUUUUUUAUUUUCUUAUUACUUUAACCAAACAACAGCAACACCGGAAUGUCGUCUUUUAUUUUUACGUGGUCUAAGGGUUAUGCACAUAACUAUUUAUUCAGGUAAUGCAGGUGGUGGUUUUGAUAAACAAGACAGCAGUGUUGUAUUUCAACGGGGACAAAAAAAAAACAACCUAUGCAGCCACUUCAAUAGCUCUCAGUUACCAAAGUCCAGGUUCAUAUGUGUGGUGUGAAAGAAAGAAGAGAGGGAAAUCCGCUGAUGUGUCUUGAAGCAUUCUUAACAGCUAUUUUUGCAUCAGGUGACAAAAAAAGGUCUGGAUAUUUUUACUAAUGCUUUCUUACUGUAAUUGUCAAUUCUGCUUACUUGUUAUUCUUAUAACCACCCCCUUUGUGAUUCGUUGCAGUUCACCUAGAUGGACUUUUCUUUUCUCCUCCCCCACUUUUGUGAUCGUUAUUACACCAGCACUUUAAAUGAUUGACAUUGGUCAUUACACCUAAUGUCUCAUCAGACUUUUGAUUGUUUUUGCACAAGACUGAAGUUCACAGGCUCGGGGUGUGGCUGGAAAAAGCGCAUAACUAUGUUUGGUAACAGCUCUUGUAAGGUAGGAGGUCUGAAACCAGGCUGUGCUUACCUUGGCUGUCCCAAAAUGUGGGCUUAAGAAUGCAAGAUCUGCAUUUUUAUAACUGGGGUGCCUCAAAAAAAAUUUGUGUGUGCCAUUUUGCAGUAAUUUAACCCUCCUGUUCUGUUCAUUUCUCAGGAACAGCAAUAAUGUUCUCAGGCAAUUUUUUUUUACUUGGGCCACAUGUAAAAGUUCAUUUAAGAAGUUUCAUACCGAAAACCUACUUCAGUUGAAUUGCACUCUUACCCCAUUGACUGCCAGCCGUUUUCAAAGUAGACCAGUCGUUUUGCAGCAUUUUGACUUCUUUCAGGACCCACAGAAUAUUGUAUUCUGUGACAAUAUACACGCCGGACCUACCAAAAGAAAGAGUAGACUCUUUUCUUUUACUAGAAAAAAAAUGUUUGUUUCUAGCAUUUCCCUUUCUUUAGUUAUCAGCAGUAGAACAUGGAUUGGUUUCACCAAAAACACGCGUUUCUGGCCAAACGGAGAAAACAAGCUUUUUUCUAAUGAAAAGAAACAUCAAGCAGAACAGUGACUUUGACGCUAAUAUCUUUUGUUUUUGUGACAAACAAGGCUGAGAAAGGACUUCAAGUGAACCUGGAUUUCACAGCAAGCUGGUUGUCACCUACCCAUUGAAUAACAUACUUGACAAAUGUAUGUCGGUGGCAGUGAACGACUUGAUUCCAGUCGAUUAAACAUCCACGGCAGUGAGUUAAAUGGGUCAAUUUGACUCACAACACAACAGGAGGGUUAUCAGCUUGACUCAGAUAUAAAAGUAAACACAAUGACAAAAGAAAGCAUCUCAGCAAGGUGGAAAAAAACACUGUGUGACUUGACAGCCACUCAACACGAAGUGGUAGAAAGAAAGGCCAUUUUUUGUAGGGAGUGACCAACUUUUGAUACAAAAUGCAGUCGCCUGAAGAACGAAGCUUGGUUUUCCAUUUUCUUGCCAGACCUUUAAUGUAACAUUCUGCAAACUUACAAACUUACAAAAGGCCAUAAACAUAUUUCUAUGUAGAUAGCAUUUAAUGUCAGUCAGAAUCCAUGUAUCCAAUUGCAAAAAGGUUAAAAAGUGUCAUCAUUGUGCUUUUCUUAAAAAAGAUUUUUUAUAUCUUCCAUGUGUUGUCAAAUAGUUUUGUGAUUUCAAUUAGAUGCAUGAACCUGACACUAUGUUUCUGUCUUUAUACAUAAUGUGAUGUGUGUCGUUUCAUUGAAUCGGGGAAAAAAAAAAAAAAAAAAAAAAAGAAUCAAUCACUCCAUGAAAAUAUAAAUUGACAGUACUGUUUAUAAUGCAAGGGGCAUCUUAAAUAAAGGACCUAAAGUAUCGACAA